This is a messenger RNA of Exophiala oligosperma, 1410 nucleotides long. RefSeq lists its product as uncharacterized. The transcript has 2 exons. The record is from RefSeq and is a predicted model, not a curated record. The coding region runs from base 1 to 1410 and encodes 469 amino acids. NCBI's taxonomy places the organism in Eukaryota, Fungi, Ascomycota, Eurotiomycetes, Chaetothyriales, Herpotrichiellaceae. Gene Ontology annotation, molecular function: transmembrane transporter activity. Gene Ontology annotation, biological process: transmembrane transport.
AUGGGAUCCUCGUCAGACGUAGAACUUCAAUCUCCGCAUGGCAAAUCCGAUCCAGCGCCUCAGGUUAUCACUGAUCUCACCGAUAUUCCACCACGAGAUGCUGUCUCGGUUGAAGAGCCGCCGCCCAAUGGUGGCUACGCCUGGGUGUGCACGGCAUGUUGCUUCAUGAUCAAUGCUCACACCUGGGGUCUGAAUAGUGCAUGGGGAAUCUUCCUCGCCCAUUACUUAUCCGACUCUACAUUCGAAAAUGCCUCUCGUCUUGAGUAUGCACUCAUCGGAGGACUCUCAAUCUCCACGUCGGGCAUCAUCGCCCCGGUCGUGGCUCUAUCAGUCAGAUCGCUGGGUACGCGCAACACUCUCCUGAUUGGCACUUUGCUCGUCUUCGCCGCCAUGUUCGGUGCCUCGUACGCGACGCAGAUCUGGCAUUUGUUCCUCAGUCAGGGGGUUUGCUUUGGAUUUGCCUUGGGGUUCCUCUACAUCCCCUCCACCGCCGUGCUGCCUCAGUGGUUUUCGACGCGGCGGAGUUUGGCCGUUGGGAUAGCGGCUUCGGGAUCCGGCCUCGGAGGGCUCGUGUACAACCUCAUCGCUGGACGUCUGGUCCAGGAGGUCGGUGUGGACUGGACGUACCGCGUCCUGGCGUUUUGCGGCUUGGUCGUCAAUGCGGUUUGUUCUGUAUUGCUCAAAGAUCGAAACAAGGCGAUCCAGCCGAUCCAGGACGUUUUCGAUUACCGCGAGUACAGGCAGACCGAGGUGAUACUGGUCAUACUUUGGGGCGUCGGCAACGAACUGGCAUACAUUGUCUUGCUCUAUUCACUUCCCAACUAUGCCAUCUCCAUCGGCUUGUCGCCAGGUCAGGGUUCUGUCGUGGGAGCGCUUCUCAACCUGGGACUCGGUGUCGGGCGCCCGAUCAUCGGCUACUACAGCGACUCGUUCGGCCGGCUCAACAUGGCGGCGCUCAUGACCGCCCUGUCCGGAGUUUUGUGUCUGGCACUGUGGGUGCCGGCCAAGACGUACGGUGUUUUGCUCGUCUUCGCAUUGGCCUCUGGCUGUGUCUGCGGCAUCUUUUGGAGCACGGUGGCGCCGGUGACCACCGAAGUCGUCGGGCUCAAACGAUUGCCCUCUGCGUUUGGCAUGAUCUGCCUGGCUCUGGUGUUGCCCUCGACGUUUGCAGAACCGAUCGCGUUGCAAAUGGUCGCGACAUCCGGAUAUCUCAGCUCGCAGAUAUUUGUGGGUUGUAUGUUUCUCUUUGCCGCGGCGAGUACAUUGUUCCUCAGGUCCUGGAAGGUUCAUCAGGUCGAGCUCAAAGAUGCGCUGGAUCGAGAAUCUGAGGGGGCCACUGCCAACCAAGACGCGAUUCACAGGCAGUUCUGGUUGACGCCGAAGAGUUUACUCUGGUUGGGAAGAGUCUGA